AUGCACUCAUUUCACCUGAACUCCAGUAUGCCCACGUCAACGCCCUUCGCCUGGUCACUCCUGCGUGUGCCCCAUUCCCUGCUUCCGGCCGGGCACCUGGCUCCUCCAGGGCUCCAGCAGCAGCUCAGCCUGGCCAGGCCUCUGCACUGCUCGCCCGCCCCAGGAACGGAGCUGCUCGUUCUCUGCAUGAGGAAUGUGGCACCACGCGCGGGCAGGAGGCGAGCUCUCUGCCCCCCCAGCUGGUGUGGAAAGAGGCAGGAAUGCUUUACGCUGGGGGCCCCGCGCAGUGCACAGGCCCUGGAGGGCAGGCACCAGCCCCACACCACAGAUCAGCCAGGGGAGGGAUGGGUUAUUCAAGGCCUGAUGUCCCUGCCUAUGAGUGCAGAUGCCAGUGUCUGGUGCCCCCCAGCCCCCGAGACCUGCUCCAGGUACAGGGAAAGGCCAGUGCACCAAGACACCCUUCCCCAGCCCCCCUUCGCCCCCCCCAGCCUGAGCCCCUGGCUGGAGAGAGGAUCCUCAAGGCAGCUAGCCAGGGCCAUGAUGAGAGCGCCCGGCAGGGGAAGGGUUAACGCUUGCACAACCCCCAUCCAAUCCGCGCACUCGCCCUCAAACAAAUCCAUUAUUUGCUAAUGCGGAGUCCAGGCAGGGGGCUCCGGGAGACACUUCUUCCCCAGCUGGGCGAGGCACCUCAUGCUGGUACUAGGGAGCCUUGCGGCCUGGGCCUUGGCUUUAGCCCUCCUCUGCCUCCUAGCCACAGAGCUCUGGGGGCCAGGCUGGGGCAGCUUGCUCCCCAGCCGCGAGCCGGGGGGUGCAGGCGAGGAAGACGAUGGGGACAAUGUCAUUGGGGAAGAGGGGCCCGGGGCAGGGCGCUGCAGACUCAUCUGCAAAUCCUCCGCCCUGGCCCAGAGCCUGCUGAGGAGCCUGCGACGGGGCGCUGCCCUGCAGAGUGGGCGCUGGCUGUGGAGGACCUGGCCUCAGCUCCAGACCAUGUUCCAGCUCCUCUUCCCCCCUGCCCACCAGCCCGAGCUGGCCCGGGAGCUCCUGCAGCUGGCUGAUGGGGGCCUGGUUGCCCUGGACUGGGUCAUGGGGCCCCGUGGCACCGGCAAGAGGAGUAGAGCAACCACUGCCUUUGGCACUGCCCCGGUGCUGCUUGUCCUCCCCAAUGCCUCCGGGAAGGUCACCAGAGGCGUCCUGCACCUCUGCCUGCUGGCCCUGGAGCAGGGCUACAAGCCAGUCAUCUUCAACCGCAGGGGUCACAACGGCAGCCCGCUUGCCAGCCUGAAGCUGCAGGCCUUCGGGGACCCAGGUGACCUCAAGGAGGCGGUGACGUACAUCCGCAUGCGGCAGCCAGGUUCCUCGCUCUGCGCCGUGAGCGAGGGCUCCGGCUCGGGCCUGCUCCUCUCCUACCUGGGGGAGUGCGGCUCCUCCAGCUAUCUGGCUGCAGCGUCUUGCAUCUCGCCCGUGUUCAGGUGCCAGGAGUGGCUGGAGACCGGGUGCCCCUGGCUGUAUGAGUGGAGUCUGCUCCUGCACCAGAAACGAGGCCUCAGCAGGUAUGCCACCGCGCUGGCAGAGGUUGUGGAGACAGGCAGGCUGUUCAGGAGCUGCUCACUCCGGGAAUUCGAGGAAACCCUCUUCUGCCAGACCAAGAGGCACCCUGUCACCUGGGACGCUUACUGGGAUCGCAACGACCCCCUCCGGGAGGUGGAUGAAGCAGCCGUCCCGGUCCUGUGCAUCUGCAGCGCCGACGACCCCGUCCGGGGACCUCCGGCCAGCACCCUCCCCAUGGAGCUCUUCCACAGCAGCCCCUACUUCUUCCUGCUGCUGACACCACACGGCGGGCACUGCGGCUUCCUGAGGGAGGGGCCCUGCUCCUGGAGCCACGAGGUGACGCUGGAGUACUUCACGGCCGUCGCGGAGUUCUUUCGCACGGAGGAGAGGCUGAAGGGGCUGCACCGGUACAGGAGGGGCGUCCUGCAGAAGAGAGAGGCUUCCUCCGCCGCCUGCCACCUCCAGGAGAUCUUCAGCUGGCAGAGGUCCUACACCAGGUAG
Molecule: messenger RNA, 2049 nt
Organism: Emys orbicularis (European pond turtle)
Lineage: Eukaryota; Metazoa; Chordata; Testudines; Emydidae
Gene: ABHD15
Product: abhydrolase domain containing 15
Molecular function (GO): short-chain carboxylesterase activity; monoacylglycerol lipase activity
Source: RefSeq, a predicted model, not a curated record